AUGGCUGACAUUGAGGAACGGCUGCAAAGUCAUUCCAACGCCUUCAGCGGGCUGAUGUCCUUGAUUCCCUCCAAGUACUACUAUGGAGAGGACGUCAGUGACCAAUGGCUCAAGAAGAAGCAGACCAAGGAACAAGCCAAAAAUGCAAAAAAGGCGAAGCUCGACCCUGAUGCUUCAAAGUCUGCAAAGGAUGUCAUGGAUGAAAACGCGCGGAAACGCAAGCGCAUCGAAGAUGGCGAAGACAAUCACAGCGGGUCCUCUGACGGCGAACUGGGCUCGGAACUUCCUAGAGAAGGGUUGAAGCGUGCCGAUACAAAGACCAAGAAAUCAAAGCAAUCACAGUCGACAGAGAACAGCACCGACAAGCCCAGUGAAAACGAAGAGGCCAAGGAGAAACGACGACUGAAGGCUGAGAAGAAGGCCCAAGAAAAGGCUGCUCAACGGGAGAAGAAAAUGGCCAAACAGGCAACAAAAAAGGCAAAGCAACAGCAAAACGGUGAUGAUGAACAGCCAGCGCCCACAGAAAAAUCGGCUGAGGCUUCAGACGCCGAAUCACCAGAGGAAGAAGCACAGGCAAAUCCCGAUGUAGAAGAUAAUGAUGAAGACGUAGAUGUGGAUGCGGUGGAAGGGUUCUCUUUGGAGACAAAAGAUCAGACUUUGGAUGACACAUCUUCCACACCAAAUUCGCCGAGUUUCGAAAUGUCGAAUGACAACUCUGGUAGUUCAUCGAUAUCCUCAAUUGUGCCACCUAGCGAUGGUGCAUCGAUAGCCGACAAACCUGGAUCCAAGCCUUUGAAGACGACGCCAGAGGAACUGCGACAACGCUUACAAAAACGUGUUGCUGAACUUCGAGCAGCCCGCCACGCCGAUGGCCUCGAUGGCAAGCCUGCCCGAACCCGACAAGAGCUCAUUGAUGCGCGAAGGCGCAAAGCAGAAGAGCGAAAGGAACACAAAAAGGAGUUGAGGCGCAAAUCCAAAGAGGACGAAGAGCUAAAGAAAGACGAGGAGAUGCAAAGGCGGUUUUCGCCAGGCGGGACCGGCUCACUGCUUGCAUCGCCCCGGUCUCCUGCAGAAUCACUUUCGUCAAACUCGAAUAACUUUGCUUUUGGAAGGAUUGCCUUCCCCGAUGGCCAACACACGGACCCCACGCUCUCACGGCUGCUGGACGAUAAAAACAAACAAGUUGCUCGAGACCCUGCUGCUGCUCUCAAGGCCGCCGCAGCCAAAAAAGCCCGUUUCGAUAGCUUUGAUGAGGAAAAGCGGGCUGAACUAGAAGAAAAAGAUAUGUGGCUGAUCGCUAAAAAGCGAGCCCAUGGUGAGCGUGUCAGAGACGACACCUCGUUAUUGAAAAAGGCACUCAAGCGCAAGGAAACCGCCAAGAAGAAGUCCGAACGAGAAUGGAGGGAGAGGAUUGAGGGAGUGUCCAAGGGCAAGGAGAUACGACAACAACGACGCGACGACAACAUUCGCAAGAGAAAAGAAGACCGAAACUCUGGAGGAAAGAAAUCCGGCAAGGGCGGCAAACCAAAAGCCCGUCCAGGUUUCGAGGGAAGUUUCAAGGCCAAGUCUGCUGGAGGAAAGAAGAAAUGA
Messenger RNA from Talaromyces rugulosus, 1590 nucleotides. RefSeq lists its product as uncharacterized. Bases 1 to 1590 code for a protein of 529 amino acids. The record is from RefSeq and is a predicted model, not a curated record. Gene Ontology annotation, biological process: ribosomal small subunit biogenesis; ribosomal large subunit biogenesis. Gene Ontology annotation, molecular function: DNA binding; RNA binding. NCBI's taxonomy places the organism in Eukaryota, Fungi, Ascomycota, Eurotiomycetes, Eurotiales, Trichocomaceae. The transcript is spliced from 3 exons. Gene Ontology annotation, cellular component: nucleolus.